Messenger RNA from Macrosiphum euphorbiae (potato aphid), 423 nucleotides. Lineage: Eukaryota; Metazoa; Arthropoda; Insecta; Hemiptera; Aphididae. The record is from the annotation of a GenBank genome assembly.
AUGAAGCCUGCCAAAAGUGGCGCAGGAGUGAAAACAAACAGGACAUAUUAUUCAAUGGAAUCUAUGCAAUUCAAAGUACCAUAUAUAAAGGCAUUAGGUGCACCUUCAGGAAAUCUACCAAAUCAACCAGAACAAAAAGAAGAUAAGGAAUCUGAAGAAAAUGAUUCGACCGCCAACGAAGAAAACGUUUUGGAACCACAAUGUUCAUUUCAACAAUCGCCAACCCCAUCUCUACCAUAUCUUCACCGUUACCGUCUCCUACACCACUACCCACAACUGAAAUGUCUCAAAACAAGAAGAAGACUACUCACAGUCAGCCUGAGCCUUUUCUAUAAAAUCUACCAAACCGAAAACGGAGCUUUAAGAACCCAGUUGAUAAAGCAUUCCUCGAAUACUUCGAAACCAAAAAAUCCAGAGCGCUAA